Messenger RNA from Zychaea mexicana, 513 nucleotides. RefSeq lists its product as uncharacterized. Gene Ontology annotation, molecular function: single-stranded DNA binding. The coding region runs from base 1 to 513 and encodes 170 amino acids. NCBI's taxonomy places the organism in Eukaryota, Fungi, Mucoromycota, Mucoromycetes, Mucorales, Lichtheimiaceae. The transcript is spliced from 2 exons. The record is from RefSeq and is a predicted model, not a curated record.
AUGGAAAAUGACAUAUCUGAAGGUACCUCUAUUAUUGUCCAAGGCCGACUUCGAGUGGAUAAUUAUACCAAUUCAAGAGGUGUCCGAGCAACCAGUCUUGCUGUCAUCGUGCAAAGAAUGUGGUUAGACUCGAGGGUUUCUUUAACAGUAACUGGUUCUGGUAUUGAAAGUUCGAACCAGGAUGUCUCUGCUACUGAGCAAAUGACCCAAUUGACUCCAAACCAGCAAAUCCUGUUAGCAGCAAUUGAACAAAGCCAACUCGUUGUUAAUUCCGGAGCAAUUGCCGCAGACCUUUUGUUAAGACUCCAACCAUUUAUUGAUACUAUUAUCCGUAGGGAUCCUGCUCUUCGGGCUGAACAGAUUGUUUCCUUGUUGCCUGAUGGUGUUACUCUUUCCCAAGCUCGAACUUUCCUGGAUGAGAUUACCCCACCAGCUCCUAGUGCUGAUAGCUCCCGGGCUUCCUCUAGAACUCAAUAUAGAAGACCAAUGGAUGUAAACUCUGACUCUGAUUAA